Messenger RNA from Gastrolobium bilobum, 4894 nucleotides. RefSeq names its product lysine-specific demethylase JMJ705-like. Gene Ontology annotation, biological process: chromatin remodeling. Bases 1 to 4728 code for a protein of 1575 amino acids. The transcript has 7 exons. NCBI's taxonomy places the organism in Eukaryota, Viridiplantae, Streptophyta, Magnoliopsida, Fabales, Fabaceae. Gene Ontology annotation, cellular component: nucleus. Gene Ontology annotation, molecular function: histone H3K4me/H3K4me2/H3K4me3 demethylase activity. The record is from RefSeq and is a predicted model, not a curated record.
AUGGCGGGUUCGGAGGAGGUUUUCCCGUGGCUUAAAUCGCUUCCGGUGGCGCCGGAGUACCGGCCAACCCUCGCCGAGUUCCAAGAUCCGAUUGCCUACAUUUUCAAGAUCGAGAAGGAGGCAUCGCGUUACGGAAUCUGCAAGAUCAUUCCACCGGUUCCACCUUCCCCUAAGAAAACCGCAAUUGGGAACCUGAACCGGACCCGGCCCAGCUUCACGACUCGCCAGCAGCAGAUCGGGUUCUGCCCCCGCCGUCCCCAGCCGGUCCGGCGUCCGGUCUGGCACAGCGGCAACAACUACUCCUUCCGCGACUUCGAAGCAAAGGCCAAGGCCUUCGAGAAAAGCUACCUCAAGAAAAAAGGGUUAUCAAAGAAGAACGCUGUCGUUUCGCCGCUUGAAGUUGAGACGCUGUACUGGAAGGCCACGGUGGACAAGCCGUUUUCCGUUGAGUACGCGAACGACAUGCCAGGGUCUGCGUUUUGUCCUCUGAACGCGCGAGAUUCAGGUGGUGGUGGUGGUGCUGCUGCUGAGGGCGUUGUUACCGUUGGUGAGACUGCUUGGAACAUGAGAGGGGUUUCUAGGUCGAAUGGUUCUUUGUUGAGAUUUAUGAAGGAGGAGAUUCCUGGUGUUACUUCCCCUAUGGUUUAUGUGGCUAUGUUGUUCAGCUGGUUCGCUUGGCAUGUUGAGGACCAUGACUUGCAUAGCUUGAAUUACCUUCAUUUGGGUGCUCCCAAGACUUGGUAUGGUGUUCCCAGGGAUGCUGCCGUUGCGUUCGAGGAAGUCGUUAGAGUUCAUGGAUAUGGUGGAGAGAUUAACCCUCUUGUUACUUUUGCUAUUCUUGGUGAGAAAACUACAGUGAUGUCGCCAGAAGUGUUUAUCAGCGCAGGUGUUCCAUGCUGCAGGUUAGUGCAAAAUGCUGGGGAAUUUGUUGUGACAUUUCCAAGAGCCUAUCACACAGGAUUUAGUCAUGGCUUUAAUUGUGGAGAGGCAGCUAAUAUUGCAACACCUGAAUGGUUGAGGGUUGCUAAAGAUGCUGCUAUUCGGAGGGCUUCAAUUAAUUAUCCUCCCAUGGUUUCACAUUUCCAAUUACUUUAUGACCUUGGUCUUGCUUUAUGUUCUAGAAUCCCUGGAGGCAUCAGCGCUAAACCUCGGAGUUCUCGACUUAAAGAUAAGAGAAAGGUUGAAGGAGAAACUGUAAUUAAAGAAUUAUUUGUACAGGACGUAUUACAGAACAAUGAUCUGCUUCAUGAACUCAGCAAAGGAUCUGCUGUAGUACUUCUUCCUCAAAGCUCUUCUGACUUUUCUGUUUGCUCAAAAUUACGUGUUGGAUCCCGACAACUAAAAGUGAACCCUGAGUUUUCCCUCAAUGCAUGCAAUUCUGAGGGAACGAAUUCCUCAAAAGGUUUUAUUUCUGAUGAUCUGGUGUUCAACAAGAAUCAUGGAAUGAAGCAAGUAAAAGGUUUUUAUUCCGUAAAAGAAAAGUUUGCUACUUUGUGUGAAAGGAACAGGAUUUCUUCAUUUAGAGGGAAUGAUAACAUAUGCACUUCGAGUUCAAAGACACUGGAAAAGGACACUGGAAGAGAAACAAGUCAAGGAGAUGGAUUGUCAGAUCAGAGAUUAUUUUCAUGUGUCACGUGUGGAAUAUUAAGCUUCGCCUGCGCUGCUAUUGUACAGCCUAGAGAACCAGCAGCUAGAUAUCUUAUGUCAGCUGAUUGUAGCUUCUUUAAUGAUUGGAUUGUUGGUUCUGGAGUAACUAGCAAUAAAUUUACCGUUGCCCAUGAAGAUGCAACUAUUCCCAAGCCGAGCACAUAUACAGGAUGGACAAAACAGAUUGCCCGAAAUGAUUUAUCUGAUGCUCCUGUUCAAUCUGUUGAACACCAGACAAAGAUUGCUGAUCAAAAUUAUAAGGAGGCUUUAAAUACUGAAAGAAAAAUAGGGAAUACGGCUCUUUCGUUGUUGGCUUCAGCAUAUGGGAAUUCUUCUGAUUCUGAGGAAGAUCAGGGUGACUCAGAUAUUGCAGUUGAUGGUGUAAACCAUCCACCAGCAAGUAGAUCUCAGGAGAUAUCUUUUUUGCCUUCUCAUUUUCAAGAUUGUCAUGCUAGUCCCAUAGUUAGACUUGAUACAGGGAAUGCCAUUCCUUAUGAGUAUUAUAUGCAUAAGAGAGUUGAGCGCAUUAUGAGCCCUUUAGACCACUCUGUUAAGUCAGAAGAUUAUGACACCACUUCAGGGGUUGCAUUAAAAAAUUCUAGGGCAGUGCCUCAUUCCACUUUGAAUUGUUCCCAAGAUGCUCAUGAUGCUAAAACAUCAUUGUUGGGCCAGGCUGUGAUUCCCAUUGAUAAUAAAAAUGUUUCAUUGGUGCCACCAUCUGAUGAAGACUCAUCCAGAAUGCAUGUCUUCUGUCUAGAGCAUGCUGCAGAAGCUGAGCAGCAACUUCGCCCAAUAGGAGGGGCGCACAUAUUGCUCCUGUGUCAUCCAGAUUAUCCAAAGAUAGAGGCUGAAGCUAAGUUUGUGGCAGAAGAACUGGGGAUUGAUCAUAUGUGGAAGAAUACUGCAUACAGGCAUGCUGAUAAGGAAGAUGAGGAGAGGAUCCAAUCAGCUCUGGAUAGUGAAGAAGCUACUCCCGGGAAUGGGGACUGGGCUGUAAAGCUGGGAAUCAAUCUCUUUUAUAGUGCCAGUCUUAGCCACUCUCCACUUUAUAGUAAGCAGAUGGCUUACAAUUCAGUUAUAUAUUAUGUAUUUGGUCGUAGCUCUCCAGCAAGCUCACCCACAGAACCUAAGGUCUAUCAGAGAAGGGCCAACAGGCAGAAAAAGGUAGUUGCUGGGAAAUGGUGUGGUAAAGUUUGGAUGUCCAAUCAAGUCCAUCCCCUUUUAGCAAAUAGAGAUUCUGAAGAUGUUGAGGAUGAGAAAAGCUUACAUGGGUGGCCAUUACCUGAUGAGAAAAUUGAGAGAUCAGAAAUUAUCCACAAAAGCAAUACGAUGAUUAGAAAAUCUGGUAGGAAAAGGAAAGUGACAGUAGAGAGCGGAGGAGCCAGGGAAGGAAGCUUUGCCGAGAGAGAUUGGCUUUCAGAUAAUUCGAUUGAAGAUAAAUCCAAUCAAGAUCAAAGGAGGAUUCUUGGAAGGAAGCGAACCAGGCAUAUUGAGGGAGAUGGUACUGCUUCAGAAGGGGAUUAUUCUUCUCUGCAGCAUCAUAGAAAGUCUAUAAGCAGGCAUACAAAAUGCAUUGAAAGUGAUGCAGUUUCAGAUGAUUCGCUGGAUGAUAAUUCUCAUAUACAGCAUCGGAGGAAGGUUAAUGCCAAGGAAGCUAAGUUUAUUGACUGUGAUGUGGUUUCAGAUGAUACAAUGGACUAUGAUUCUGAUUGGCCUCACAGGAGAGAGAUGGGCAACAAGCAAGAAGCAAGUUCAGAGGAUUCAUUGGAUGUUGGUUCUCCUCAGUUGCAUAGAAAGACUCCUAAAAGCAAGUAUGAUCAAUACAUUGCCGAAGAAGAUGUGAUAUCCGAUGAUCAAACAGAGGUUUAUUUUCAGAAGCAGCAAAGGAGGAUAUCUAAAAGCAGGCAACGCAAAUACCUUUCUGAAAAAGAUUCAGUGAUAUCUGAUGAUGACCAACUGGAACACCACAUGCAGAAGCAGCAGCGGAGGAAUCCUAAAAGCAGGCAAGACAAAUACCUUACCGGAGAGAAUAUUAUAUCUGAUGACCAACUGGAGGGCCAUUAUCACAAGUAUCGAAGAAGGAUUCCUAAAAACAGGCAAUCCAAAUGUGUUGCUGGGGAAGAUGUGAUGUCUGAUGACCAGUUGGAGGAUCAAUUUCAGAAACCCCAAAAGAGUGUUCCUAGGAGAAGGCGAAACAAAUGCAGUGAUAGAGAAGUUAUGGAUGAAUCAGCUGAAAAUAAUUCUCAUCUGCUGCAUAGAACUCCUAAAAGGAAGCAAGCUAGAUGCAUGGAUGAAGACAAUAUUGAUUCAGAUGAUCAAAUGAAGGAUGAUUCUCAUCAGCAGCACAGGAAGACUCUUCGAAGUAAGCAAUCUAAAUCAGAGACUCUUAAACAAAUGAAACAAGCGAAACCACUCCGUGUGAGAAACCAGACAUCCCAACCUAUGAAACGAGGUGCCAAUAUGCUAAUGAAAUCAAAGGCUCCUCGGCAAAUGAAGCAGCAGCAUCGUGUGUGGAAUAAUCAAUCUGGUAACUCCGGAGAAUUUACUUUACAUAUUGAAGAGGAGGAAGAUGGUGGACCUAGCACACGCCUUAGGAAGAGAGUCCCAAAAAUUCAGGAGGAGUCUGGAGGAAAAUCAAAAGAAAAGGAAACCAGAAGGAAAAAGGUGAAGAAUGCUCCAGCUGCAAAGGUUUCAGCGGGCAAUACCAAAAUGAAGGAUGAGGAAGCAGAAUUCCAAUGUGACAUUGAUGGGUGUACCAUGAGUUUUGGGUCUAAACAGGAGCUGAUGCAUCAUAAGAAAAAUAUCUGCCCUGUGAAAGGAUGCGGAAAGAAGUUUUUCUCACACAAGUAUCUGGUGCAGCAUCGUCGAGUUCAUGAGGAUGCGCGCCCCCUGAAGUGCCCUUGGAAGGGGUGCAAGAUGACUUUCAAGUGGGCAUGGGCUCGUACUGAACAUAUUCGAGUCCACACCGGUGCUCGUCCUUAUGUUUGUGCUGAGCCAGGGUGUGGGCAAACGUUUAGAUUUGUUUCUGAUUUCAGCCGUCACAAGCGAAAGACCGGUCAUGCCGCAAAGAAGAGUCGUUGAUAGCAAGUGUAAUUGAUGUUACUUAACAUUGUUGAUGAACUAUGAAUCUAUUGCUCAAUUGACAGGCUAGGACUAGAUUUUAGUAACAGAUUAGGAUAUCCCUGCAAUUGCCAUUUGGAGUAACUUUUAAUUCUGCUUGUUUAGGUGUUCUUGUAACCAUUUAUUC